AUGGACGAUGGAGGUUCACUUACAAGUAUGGCUAUUUAUGGGACAAAGUAUGCCAUGCUGUCUUUUCAGAUGGGCCAGAAACUUGAGUGUGUGAGAAACAGUCAAGACUCCAUGGGGUUUCUUCUGCAAGCGUGCACAGUGGCUGAUGGCCAGACAGCUGGCACCUUUGUCUCACCUCCUUGCCAUUCUAAACUGAUGAGUUGUUCUGGAAAGGCAGACACUGUCACUCACUGACAAGUUCCCAAAGAGGAAGCUCUUUUCAUGUGGAAAGCCCCUGCCCAGCCUGUGGGGGAAUUAGAUUCCUGUAAGAGAGCACACUGUACCCCUUCAGUAACCAAGCCCACUUAUGCCAUAUUCUCUAGCAAGUUGGCAGAACAAGACACUGCUCCUGCCAGCACGGGGACAACACUCCCUGGGGAUGCAGGAAAUCUGUCCCAGUCAUCUUCACACAUAGCUACUGGAAGCAGCAGUGGCCAGCAACCCAGAAUAUGGAGCAACCCAACCUUACAACCAUCCCUGGAUGUCCACAGGUUAGAGAGGCUUGUGCCCCUCAGAGAAGGCUCCCUAUACAGCUUUGUUUCCAUCCCAAACACCCACCAUAGGGCUCAGGACGAUCUAAGCUUUGAUUCUUCAGAAACUUGCCUACCCUUAGAUAAGGAUGAACAGGUAGCCAAUCCAACCCCUGACUUCCAAACCCUUGGCACGUCCAGGAGCCCAUCAGAUGCAUCCAGGCCCUCUGUCAGCUUCUUAUAUGAGCACAGGGAAGCUGGACUGGAGGAGGAAACUGCAGAGACUGGUAUGGGAUACCUUAGCAAAACCAGCGUAAGACCUGGAGUGAAGCUAGAGGAAACCGGUGCCCCGCUCAGGACUCCUCAGGUAGGAACCCCAAUUUGCCUGUCAACCACCCUGGCUCUGACCCUGGCUGCUGGACUUUGCUAUCUGUAUUGCUGGUAUUGCCACAAGUGGACAGAAGGGUCCUUUGGUGAAUGUACCGCAGGUGCUGUUGCAGGAAUGACAGAGAGGAGAGUGCAUGUCAGGAAGACAGGUGAGCCAGGCAGUGGACAGUCUCGGCCCUGGCUUACUACCUCAGUGUCUUUCCAGCACCCUGCAGACUUCACAGAGACGCGGGUGUGUCUUGUUCACUGCUGUGUCCCAGUGCAGAGUCCCUACUGCAUUUUUCCUAAUACACAGCGAGUCAUCGAUAACUAUGUGUCUGACGGGUGA
Molecule: messenger RNA, 1224 nt
Organism: Onychomys torridus (southern grasshopper mouse)
Lineage: Eukaryota; Metazoa; Chordata; Mammalia; Rodentia; Cricetidae
Gene: Reeld1
Product: reeler domain containing 1
Source: RefSeq, a predicted model, not a curated record